AUGAAGGAGGCCAGAAUACAGCAAAGCUUUGCAAUGGAAGGGGACUCAAGCUUCUCUACUGGAAGUGAUGAAUGGGUCGAGCUUUACCGUGCCAUGUCGUCUUCCAGAGGCACGAGGGCAAGGAUGGAUGAUCACUCCCCGCAACAGGGCGGACCUAAGUGGUCACGGAUCGGCCUAAAGAUCUGCGUGCAGGUGUUGCGCUGGGAUAAGACAUGCCGUCGAUGCGGCGUGAAAGUGUGCUCCAGUGUCGCCGAGCGAUUCCGCGGGAGGAGGCCCGCGCGCGAUGAGGCCGAGCUGCGAGAGGAGCAAGAUGCGCAGAUGGCUUGGAAGAUUAAUGAUGAGGAGUAUGAGUGCACGGGGGACGGUAUCGAGUGCGGAUGUUGCUUUUCGCCUGUACCUUUCGAAAGGAUGGCCCAGUGCACCGAGGGGCACCUCUUCUGCACCAACUGCAUGACCUCGUAUGCGUCACAGAUGUUAGGUUCGCUUGAUGCGAAUAUGGUCUGCAUGGACCGAUGCGGCUGCGACGCAGCAUUCCCGGACUCAGAGUUCCGCAGGUUCCUCACUCCAGAAAUGUACGUGCUCUAUGCUCGUGUUAAGCAGCAACAGGAUAUAGAAGCGGCCGGAUUGGAGAAUCUCGAGGAAUGUCCAAAUUGUGACUUCAAAGCUGUGAUCGAGGAUACUCUCCAUCGACGCGUGUUCUGGUGCUUAAAUGAGGAGUGUGCUUCUGUAACCUGUCUGGAUUGUAAGAAGCUUGACCAUAGACCGAAGACCUGCAUCGAAGCAGCACAAGCUACGCAGACCAAGUUAGAUGUGCGACAUCAUAUCGAAGAAGCAAUGUCUCAGGCGCUCAUACGGACUUGUCCCAAUUGUGGCAAAACGUUUGUGAAGCAGUCUGGGUGCAACAACAUGAAAUGCCCGAAGUGCUAUACAUAUUCCUGUUAUGUGUGUCGUCAACAGAUCGACGGUUAUGAUCACUUCGACAAGCCUAGCACAUGUCCAUUGUGGGAGGGAACAAAGGAUAGACAUACUGAUGAGGUGGCACUUGCAGCGAGGAAUGCUGUUGAGGAAUGCAAACGGAAACACCCAGGCUUGCGGGAAGAUGAUUUUCGUAUUGUUACGCAAUCGUAG
Molecule: messenger RNA, 1128 nt
Organism: Sparassis crispa
Lineage: Eukaryota; Fungi; Basidiomycota; Agaricomycetes; Polyporales; Sparassidaceae
Exons: 10
Coding region: 1-1128 (375 amino acids)
Molecular function (GO): zinc ion binding
Source: RefSeq, a predicted model, not a curated record